Messenger RNA from Linepithema humile (Argentine ant), 1061 nucleotides. It is a transcript of the gene mRpS2, whose product is annotated as mitochondrial ribosomal protein S2. Gene Ontology annotation, cellular component: mitochondrial small ribosomal subunit; ribosome. The record is from RefSeq and is a predicted model, not a curated record. Gene Ontology annotation, molecular function: structural constituent of ribosome. Lineage: Eukaryota; Metazoa; Arthropoda; Insecta; Hymenoptera; Formicidae. Gene Ontology annotation, biological process: translation.
UGUGCGGUAUUCAUAUGUAAUGCUGCUUGCGUCUCAAAUAUGGCGUCACUGAUUUUGCCUCUAUAUUCUAUUCUUUCUGCUUUAAGAUAACCUCUUUUAACUUGUAACAUUGUUUAUUUCUGCUGGAAAUUUCAUCGAAGUAUAGACUACUUAAUAAAAUGUCUAUAUUUGCGAGGCGAAUAUUUUCAUCUAACUUUUCGAGAGAAUGGCAAUGUUUACGACCUAUCAUCUGUAAUACCCAUCUUCGUCGAUGUCAAUUAUCAACACAAACUCAACCAAAUGUAGAAACCGAAAGCUCAGAGGUGUCAACAUUAGACCCAUUGAAACAUCCGGACUUCUUCCAAGUGCACAAUUUAUUCACUUUAAAGGACUUGUACAAUGCGAGGGUACAUUAUGGUCAUAAAGAAACUUCACUGAAUGAACAUAUGGAGACAUUCAUAUUUGGUUCCAGACUGGGACACCUAAUAAUUGAUUUGGAUCAAACUGUCGAGUUACUGAGACAAGCAUUGAACUUCACUGCCCAUGUUGCCUUUCGAGGCGGCAUAAUUUUGUUCAUUUCGCGAAAUCCCCAGGCCACAUAUUUAGUGGACAAAACGGCUAAAGAAUGCCAGGAGUUUUCACAAACAAGGUAUUGGAGGCAGGGCCUGUUUCCCAACUCGCAAAAUCAGUUCAAGACUAUGACGCGGCUGCCAGAUCUGUGCAUUUUCCUUAGCACUUUCGACACUGUUCAAGCUCAACACACAGCGGUUAGUCAUUCAGCGAAGAUGAACAUCCCCAGUGUUGGUAUAGUUGACACAAACUGCAAUCCGAAUCUGAUAACGUAUCCUGUGCCUGGAAACGACGACUCUCUGUGCGCCAUAGAGCUUUAUUGUUCGUUGUUCAAGGAAGCUAUUCUCAGAGGCAAAAAGGCAAGGGAGCAAUUGACGAAGCUUGUGAAAUCAACAUGAAUCUAGUAACCAAUUCUCAGCUAGAAGUAAAUAUAUAUAUACAUAUGUACAAAAAUCAGAAUACAUUUUUAUUUCUAAUCGAUGAGUGCAAGUAAUAUAAACACAUAAAUCUUA